UCCUUGGCAUUCAGCUCUUUCAUUGGGACACUGGCGGAUUUUCGGAACUCAGGGAAGGGUCGGGAACGGAUUAGCAGGAGCUGGGCGGUAAUGUGUGUUUUCCGGCCAUGGAACACGACGAUCUGGACCGCCGCAUAAUGCUCCUUGCUGGUGGUUUCCCGACUGAUUGUGAUAUUUUCAUCUGCUUUGCGAUGUUUUUCACCGCGUUAUCAUGGUUCUUCCUGUUGGUUUUUCUUAUUUGCAAGAGCUCACAGGAGUCCGGUGUGGUCAUUUUCGUGUUUUUAUGGGCUGUUCCUUUUUCAGGUAACAUCUCGACACCCGGCUGGUCCUGUGUGUUCUUCCCUUUUAGCACUUGGAGGAGUUCUUGUCUUUUCUUUUCCCUUUUCCUCUUUUUCUUCUUCUUUACCCUUCUUCCUUUCUUCUUUUACACCCUUAAUUCUUAGUGCCCUUUUAUUACUUCUGCGCAUCAGCGUGUUUGUCUUCAAGUCAUUCCUUUCCCAUACACUUUUAACCAUUAUUGUUUUGGCACUGGUCUUAAUGUUUGUUCCUGCGUUAGAUUCGUUCUGAUUGUUAUGUGUUUACGCCGUCCCCGCCUGCAAUGUUUUGACUCCUCCCCGCAACGUCUUCGUUUUGAUUAUUGGCAUCGUCCGUUAUGU
This is a messenger RNA of Aspergillus wentii DTO 134E9, 656 nucleotides long. RefSeq lists its product as uncharacterized. NCBI's taxonomy places the organism in Eukaryota, Fungi, Ascomycota, Eurotiomycetes, Eurotiales, Aspergillaceae. The transcript is spliced from 2 exons. The record is from RefSeq and is a predicted model, not a curated record. Bases 108 to 443 code for a protein of 111 amino acids.